Messenger RNA from Saccoglossus kowalevskii, 2203 nucleotides. Its product is annotated as tektin-4-like. NCBI's taxonomy places the organism in Eukaryota, Metazoa, Hemichordata, Enteropneusta, Harrimaniidae. Gene Ontology annotation, cellular component: microtubule cytoskeleton; sperm flagellum; nucleus. Gene Ontology annotation, biological process: cilium assembly; cilium movement involved in cell motility. The record is from RefSeq and is a predicted model, not a curated record.
ACAAACGUUCCAUAUGCAUAUCGCGAGGUGCCCUAGGAACGUACACAGUUUAUCACUCUCUGACGUUCUGUUGCUGUUACUUUAUCCACCAGGUUAGACAAAUCAACAUGGCCGACGCUGGAGCUUUGUUGCUAUCGAGAGAGCGAACUCCUCCAAUGCCGACUCUACCGCUGCGAUCGGGAACCCUGGCUGAAACCGAACUGGCUCAGAGUGUUGCGAAGCUCAGUACAUUGAACGACAGCGGUGUAACUGGUCUAGUCACCGGUGCUCCAUCGUCACAAGGGUUCCGUUCGGCGAAACACACGCCUCAAGAAUGGAACGAAUCUAACUAUCAGAAAUAUUACCAAUCAUUUUCUGAUCGGGACAACGCCGAGAGAGUGAGACAUGAAUCGAAGAAGACUGCUGCCGAAACAGCGGCUCAGACACAGCGUACGCAACAGGACUCUACUAAGAAGCUGGAAGAACGUAUCCACGAUAUACAUUUCUGGAAAGAGGAGCUGAACAGAGAAAUCGAUGAAAUCAGGAACGAAACUGAUCUGCUUUGUGCACAGAAAAAGAGGUUGGAGAAUGCCCUGGAUGCAACUGAUGUCCCACUUAUGAUUGCCCAGGAUAACCUCAGAUGUCGUGCCCGAAGACGAGAAGUCGAUCUUGUACAAGACAACGUGGAAUUGCAGCUAAACAAAGAAGUGAGUAUAAUCAUGAAAGUGCGAGAUCUACUGCAGAGGACUAUCGCCGAAUCAGAUAAACAGAUCAAGUUGAACCGUGGUGGUAAGCACAAGUUGACCAUGGAUUGGUCAGAUAAACUUGAGGCAUUCAGACUUGAUGAGAAGUGUGCCAGUUUGAAUAACAACUCUACUGAUAUCCAGUAUCAUGAAGGAUCUGCUAAAUUUGAGGAAAUUGCUUCAGAUCCAGAGUCAUGGGCCAAAUUCUCACAUGACAACAUUGUUAGAGCUGAACAUGAACGCAUGGCAUCUAUUCAACUUAGGAACUUGAUUGAUAAUAUCUUAACUGAUACUUCCAAUGAUAUGCGUGAACAGUGCAAUACUGUGGACUCUGCCUUUGCCAAGAGAGUAGAGGAGGUCCAUAAUGCACUCACACAGAUGCAGAACCAUCUCAAAAAGGUCAUUGAUGAAGUUGCCGACAUGGAGAAAAAUAUUAAUGAUUUGAAGCAAGCCAUCAAAGAUAAAGAAGCCCCAAUGAAAGUAGCCCAGACUCGACUUCACAUAAGAACAGGCAGACCUAAUGUUGAACUGUGCCGUGACCCUGCACAAUACAAAUUAAUUGGUGAGGUUGGUGAAAUUCAACAGUCAAUUGACAACUUAACGCAGAGAUUGGCAGACUCUGAAGCCUCUUUGAAAGAUCUCAUGGAUACCAGGAUGACUCUAGAAAAAGAAAUCACUGUCAAGAAGAACAGCCUUUUCGUUGACAAGGACAAAUGCAUGACCACCCGUACACGUUAUCCCACUACAUCAAAACUUGUAGGAUAUCAGUAAGAACCAGACCAAAAAAAAAAAUAGGACAUCAACAAAUAAUUGUAAUCUUAGGGUGCUGUUUUCAACUGUGAAAACCAUGGGGGAUAAAUUUAUUUGUAAUUUAACUAAAAAGUAUGACGGCAUUGCCGAUAUCAUGAUAAACUGGACACAUUUGUAGAGAUUCUCAAACACAUUGAUAAGGAUUUUUUUCUGUGAAGUUUGCAUAUUAACUAUGCAACUGCCAUUUAUAUAUAAAUCUGCUCAAUAAAGUAAUAUGCUGAAAAUGCAGUGGUGUUUUCUAGUCUAGUUUAUGUUAGGUGUAGUGCAGAGUGGUAGGGUUAGGGGGGAUUAUAUAAAUUACCAAGUAGUGCCUCGAUCAAGGCAACGUCUUUUUCUUUUUUAAAAAAAAGCUUUCCUUUGUUUUAUUUACAUGGCGUGCAGUGAAACUUAACGUUUAUUUCAAAUCAACUUUUUAUUGCACCACCAGAUUCCCGGUGUUCUCACUAUUUUAUACCCCAUUGUCACUAAUAAUGCAAGUCUGCGUCAGUGUGAUAUAUUAAAGACAAUUUGGACAGAAUGACAAAUGUGUCAAAUUCUGCAUGUUCUUGGCAGUAGUGAUUGAGUUUGGUGGCACAUACAGUAUAGUCAGUGAUGUUAAGUUUUACUUAUUGCUGUCUUCAAAACUGGAAUGUUACUAUAUAAUAUACAAUAAAAUAUGUUUUCCUAUACAA